AUGCCAUCAGUCCUCUCCAGAUACAUGAGCGAGCCUGUCCACUUGGAUUCAAGCGAGACCUCGGUAUAUGAUCCGCCGCAUCGGGCUUCCACAGAGACCUCUUCUCACCCAACGAUUGCCAAGGGGUUAAUGAAUGGGCUCCCAGUAGAGAGCUCAGGAGGAUUUAAACGCGUUGAAGGUGUCUUCCUCGGUGAAUCGAACGGCGUAAACUCGAGCCUGCACUCCUUACAAAACGGAAGGUCCAGUGAUAAUACGGAUGGUCCCGGAAAGACACACUCGAGGAACGGAAGCAAGAGCUCAACAGUCAAUGGAUACGGGGCUAUGGGAGAGGGGCAGACACAGGACCUUCCAAUAAAUAAUCCGCCAUCGAGACUGGGUACCGUGGAUCACACGCACUCGCUGGAACAUGCUAACGGAAAUGCUGCCUACGUUCCGAGGCCAAAGUCUCCAGAGAGUGGUCAACUAGGUAAAGGACAUUACCACAAAGGCCAUGCAAGAGGUCAUUCAUUGUCGGCCCCACAAAGCACCAAUGUCCACUCGACGCACUCAACCGACCUUGAGUCGUCUGCCAGUACUUCACAGGCGAAUUGGACGCCUCAAGAUCUAUCUCAAAACCCUAAAAACAGACUCUCUUCUACCCUGAUUCCCUCAAAUGUCAAUCAACUUCUUGCUGGAUCUCCAACGACCUCUUUGCAUCCUUCAGCACCUCGCCUACAUCAUCGUCACACCACUUUGGAGGUUCCAAGGGUAUCGACCAGCCGAACAUCGAGGGACUUCUCGCUACCUAACACUGCAAGCGAUGGCGGUAGUGAGAGUGGACGCUUCUCCCCAACAUCUCGGACCCCUCGAGCAUCGAAUACCUUGGUACGAGCGCCGACGCGAUCAGUACAUUCUGAUAUGUAUUUAGAUGAAGUACCUCUCGACGGCGACGUAGCACGAUGGACUGAGACGAUCCGGCAAAAACGAGCCAGCCGAAGGCAAAGGAAGGAGGAAGAGGAAGACGAUAGAGUGGUCGUAGGAACAAAGGUCGACAUGAACCAUGUCAACUGGGUCACCGCUUACAACAUGUUGACGGGUAUCCGAUUUACUGUCUCGAGGACAAAUGCGAAGAUAGAUCGAGAGCUUGCAAACGCAGACUUCGAUGCCAAACACAAAUUCUCUUUUGAUAUCACCGGUAACGAGUUGACUCCGUCAGCCAAAUACGACUUCAAGUUCAAGGAUUACGCGCCUUGGGUGUUUCGCCAUCUUCGAGCGAAAUUCCAGCUCGAUCCAGCAGACUACUUGAUGUCACUCACAAGCAAGUACAUCCUGUCGGAGCUGGGCUCUCCCGGUAAAAGUGGAAGCUUCUUCUAUUUCUCUCGGGACUACAAGUACAUCAUCAAAACCAUACACCAUGCUGAGCACAAGCUCCUGAGGAAAAUACUGCGAGAAUAUUACGCCCAUGUCGAGCGUUAUCCCAACACGUUGAUUUCUCAAUUUUACGGCCUUCACCGAGUCAAGAUACCCUAUGGUAGAAAAACUCACUUUGUUGUAAUGAACAAUUUGUUUCCUCCACACCGAGACAUACAUCAGACUUUUGAUCUCAAAGGAUCGACGAUUGGGCGAAAUUACAAAGAAGAAGAUCUGGAGCGCAAUCCUAGGGCCACCUUGAAGGACCUGAAUUGGCUGCGAAGAAAUAAUCAUUUCGAAUUUGGGCCCGAGAAGAAAAGCCUUUUCAUCGAGCAGAUGAAGCGCGAUGUUGCUCUUCUGCAGAGAUUGAAGAUCAUGGACUAUUCCCUUUUGGUUGGUAUACAUGACUUGGAGAGAGGCAACGAGGAAAACCUUCGUGAUAAGACGCUCCAAGUGUUUCAGCCUGGCGGCGAUGGUACGGCAGAGCCACAGGUCAACAUGCUUACCAGGACUCCGUCUAAGCUUGAGAACGCAAGACAAGCGAGGCAACUACGGCAGAUCAUCAAAAAGGAGAAGCCCGUACCUAUGGACAAAAGCACAAGCAAGAUGCCGGACGAGAUGCUGGAGGAAAGGAAGAACUUCAUCUUUUACAGCGAUGACGGCGGGUUCAGAGCUACCCAUGAGAAUAGUCAACCGGGGGAAGAGAUAUACUAUCUUGGGAUCAUCGAUUGCUUGACACAUUAUGGCUUCGUCAAGCGCGCCGAGCAUUUCUGGAAAGGCAUGUCCAGCGACAGCUCUCUGAUCUCUCCAAUCCCACCUGAAGGCUACGGUGACCGUUUUGUCAAGUUUAUAAGCGGCAUCACCAUGACCAAGGAAGAACAAGAGCGACAAGCCCAAAGCGGUGACCUUCUCGAUGGCUCAAUCGAUACCCAUCGUCAAUCAAGCUUCCCUAUCUCGCGUCACUCGACAGACAAAGUCAUCGAAAAGGCCGAAAAGCAAGCGCACAAAACCGAGAGGGAAGGCGCCACAGAAGACCCAAAACGGGAUCGGACGCUGAGCGCCGUACGCAGUCCAUCGGCUGAAAGGGGAGGCGGCGCUGGAGGCACUACAUUACCAGUCGUUGAGGAGGAUGGUGAGGCAGCGAGCAGGGAAGACAGCGUUCACAAUGAGAAAGCUGGCGAUAGUGUCCUGGAUGGUGUGCCUUCGACCGGGGAACGACCGUCUCCGACGCCUUCGAAAGAUGGAGUACGGCUGCCGAGUGAUAGGCGCCUUCCGUCUCUUCCUGACUUUAACCGCCUUAGCAUGGGAAUGUCGACAACAGCUCCGGCGACUAUGGGGCGUUGA
Letharia columbiana is the source of this 2733-nucleotide messenger RNA. RefSeq lists its product as uncharacterized. The transcript is spliced from 3 exons. The record is from RefSeq and is a predicted model, not a curated record. The coding region runs from base 1 to 2733 and encodes 910 amino acids. Lineage: Eukaryota; Fungi; Ascomycota; Lecanoromycetes; Lecanorales; Parmeliaceae. Gene Ontology annotation, molecular function: phosphatidylinositol kinase activity. Gene Ontology annotation, biological process: phosphatidylinositol metabolic process.